GUUACAAUGCCACCAUCAGUGCAUGUGGCAAAGGCCUUGAGUGGCAGCUGGCUUUGAUGCUGUUUCAAGAUAUGGGAGCAGCUGCACUACCGUCCGAUUUCUUCGCAUACUCCGCGGUCCUUUCGGCGGUUACUUCGGCCGCGACUGGAAGUGAAGUUCACCAGUUGCAAGACAGGCUUCGAGGUCACCUCAGAAAGCGCAUCAAGAACUGCCGAAAAUGA
Messenger RNA from Cladocopium goreaui, 221 nucleotides. Lineage: Eukaryota; Dinophyceae; Suessiales; Symbiodiniaceae. The record is from the annotation of a GenBank genome assembly.